AUGAGCCAGCCGCACUGCGAGACGCCUCCAACCUCGACCGGGUCGGCAAAGAACAAGCAGAACCACCGCGAGCUGUGGCCGUACGGCAACUACCGCAGCUACUACUCGUUCCGGCCGGGCUCCACCGGCGCACCCGCGGUCACGGCCGACGCCCCCAACUCGCUCGACGGUCGCCUCUCGCUCCUCGACCCAGCCCUCUUUCGCGGCCGCACCCUCCUCGACAUCGGCACCAACAGCGGCAAGAUUGCCCUCGACGCCCUCGAAUGCCUCGGCGCAGCCCGUGUCGUCGGCGUCGACAUCGACCCGCUCCUCAUCGACGACUGCUGGGCGGCCGCCGCCGCGCGAGGGCUCAAGGACGGCGACCCGCGCGUCGACUUUCUGCAGGGCAACAUCAUGCUCGACGGCUGGUUCGAGCGCUUCCAGGUCGAGAUGCGCACUCGGGCGGCGAGCGCGUCGAGCGGCAGCGGCGCACCGCCGAUCAAGGACGAGCGCCCUGUCGCCGAGCCGGCCGCCGACGAGUCGCCAGCUAUCGAGCCACCAGCGGCAGCCCGGUUCGACGUCGUCACGCUCUUCUCGAUCACCAAGUGGCUGCACCUGCAUCACGGCGACGAGGGCAUGCUGCGCCUGUUCGGCUCGCUGUACACGUUCCUCCCGGUCGGCGGCAUCGUCAUCAUCGAGCCGCAAGAGUGGGACAACUACAAGCGCGCCGUCAAGCGCAACAAGGACCUGCGCGACGUCUUCAAGCGCAUCGAGCUGCGGCCGCCGUUCGAGCGCGAGAUGGAGGCCGCCGGCUUCGUGCUCGAGAAGCACAUCGAGCGGGAGGAAGGUGGGUUCAGCAGGCCGCUGCUCGUGUGGCGCAAGGAGCGAUGA
This is a messenger RNA of Rhodotorula graminis WP1, 870 nucleotides long. RefSeq lists its product as uncharacterized. Gene Ontology annotation, molecular function: O-methyltransferase activity; RNA methyltransferase activity; snRNA binding. NCBI's taxonomy places the organism in Eukaryota, Fungi, Basidiomycota, Microbotryomycetes, Sporidiobolales, Sporidiobolaceae. Gene Ontology annotation, biological process: snRNA modification. The transcript has 3 exons. Bases 1 to 870 code for a protein of 289 amino acids. The record is from RefSeq and is a predicted model, not a curated record.